Molecule: messenger RNA, 827 nt
Organism: Vigna umbellata (rice bean)
Lineage: Eukaryota; Viridiplantae; Streptophyta; Magnoliopsida; Fabales; Fabaceae
Source: RefSeq, a predicted model, not a curated record
CAUAACAAUAACCCUAAUGGGGAGAUGAUUAUCGUAAAUUCCAUUGUCCUAUAUAGCAUUGACACACCAUUUCCCAUCAGUUCAGUUUCAGCUUCAGAGGCCGACGCAUAACACAAGUUGAAACCAAAUAGCACACAGACACGCAAGCUACUCUGAUCAAUUGUUCUAAAUAUAAGGUGGGGGUGUCGUGUUACCGGGCCUGUGACCAUGGUUUUGAUUAGUGGCAACAAGAGUGUCUUGCAACAAACAAAUGAUGAGAGGGCCAAAGCACAAGGUAUUACAGUGCUGCAAAAUUCGCAGCAGCAAGGAAACAAGAAUGUGGAAAGUGCACGGACGCAGAAUGUGGCCAAUGCUGGCUUGACCAAAGCAAUGACAACAAUGGAUGAAUUCAAGUCUGGAUUUCCGUCAGAAGGCUUAUCAGCCACUUCAAAUAAAUGGUGGGGUAAUGGGGACCAUGAUGAUUGUGCAGGCACUAGUGCCAAUGGAGCCAAGACUCAACCUGAGGAGAAAGCAGGGGAAGCCAAGAUGGUACAUGAUGAAACAGCGAAAGCUGGAAACAGCGAAACUCCUCAUGGUUCAUCUUUAUUGACCGCUGUGAGGAAAAGGGUUGUUGAUGAAGGAAGAGAAGCAUUGAAAUUAGGAGUUUUUCGGGGAUAUGGCAUAAACAAGCUAAGCAAAAGGGAGAAAAUACUGCUUCACCAAAUAUUCGGAUCUUCACUGCCAAAGUCAUGGAUGGAAACAUGAUUUUAGUAGUUUAGAGACAUUGUCAUUCUGCACAGCUCAAUACUAUUUCUGAUUUAAUGAGGGUUCCUUUUCUUUCCCUGGUU